GGCCUCGACGCUGCUACGCUACGCGUGGCGUUUUCGAAAAACAGCAGCAUUCGUGACACGAGCGAACGAGGCAACUCUCCAGCAUACUCACGCAUCGCUGCCAAGGCAGCGCGCAUCACUAGGGCCGCCCACGUAAAGUUUCACUGCAGCCAGAGGAGCCCUGCCACAAGCCGUCGCCGCGCCAGCCAUGCUGCUCUACCUACUGCUGGCAUCGCUGCGCGGCGCACUGCCUGUGACCGGCGCCGCGCCGAGAAAAACCGGAGAGGAGACGCCCGGCCAGCUCCGGUCGAAGGCCGACGAGGCGCUGCUCAAAAAGGACACCGAUACGGCGCUCUCGUUACUGGCGCGAGCGAUCAAAUUGGAGCCCGACAACGAGCGGAACUAUUUCAAGCGGGCCAAUGUCUUGAAGCGAGCCGGCAAGGCGUCCCGCGCCGUCGAGGAUUUAGAUAGUGCAUUGAGGAUAAAGCCCGGCUACGGCGCCGCGUUAUUGAUGCGCGCGCGAGCGUUACUGGGCAUCGGCCGCUGCGACGAGGCCAAGCGCGACUACGACGCGGCCAAGGACAAGGAAGGGUCCGGCGCGGCGGCGGGCUGCGUCGCGGCGCUGCAGGCGGCUGAUAAAGCUAGAGCGAAGGGCGACCGGCGGUUGGAAUUAGAACAUCUGGCGGAAGUUCUGGAGAAGUACGCCUCGGACCAGCCGUCUCAUUUGUUGUUGUUACGAGCGAGGGCGCACUACGACCGCAAGGACUGGUACGAGUGCAUCGCCGAGAGCGGCAAGGCGUUGAAACAAACGCCGGACGACCUCGAAGCUUUAGAAUUAAGAGGUUCGGCCUAUUAUUUCCUGGCGGACCACGCCAUGGCGAAGACGCACUGGCAGCAGGCCUUGCGGAGCGACCCGGAGCAUCCCGGGUGCAAGAGCGGCUACAAAAAACUGCGCUCUCUAACGAAGAAGGACGCGGCCGGCGACAAGCACUCGGCGAACGGCGACCACGAGAAGGCCGUGGAGCAGUGGGUGUCGGCCUUGUCCGUGGACGAGUCGCACGCCGUCUUCCACACGUCUACGAACCUGAAAAUCGCCUCGUCCUACCUGGAGCUGAAGGACUAUUCGAACGCGAAGCGCCACUGCGACGCCGUCCUAUCCCAGGACGAUAAAAACGUCGACGCUUUGAUAAAACGAACAGAAGCGGAGAUCGGCGCCGAGGACUACGACGGAGCACGGCGGACCGCCGCCCGAGCGAGGGAGGUCAGUGACGACGACCGGACGCGCAAGAACCAACAAAAGGCCGAGGUCGCCUUCAAGCAGUCCAAGGAGGUGAACCACUACAAGGUACUGGGCGUGCCGCGGGACGCGCGUACGCGGGACAUCAAGAAGGCGUAUCGCGACGCUGCGUUGAAGUACCACCCGGACAAGAUCGCGCCCGACGUCAGCGACGGCGAACGGGAGCGGCUGACGGCCAAGUUCCAGGAGAUCGCCGCCGCGUACGAAAUAUUGUCCGACGAAGAAACGCGCGCGAAGUACGACGCCGGCGAGGACGUCUCCGGCAGCGGCCAACAGAGCCAGGGUUUCCCUGGCGGCUUCCCGGGCUUCCCCGGGGGCUUCCCCGGCGGCGGCUUCCAGCAGGGCGGCCAGCGGUUCACGUUUACGUUUCGAUAAGUUUUUAUUUAUGCCAGUG
Pelagomonas calceolata is the source of this 1670-nucleotide messenger RNA. The record is from the annotation of a GenBank genome assembly. Lineage: Eukaryota; Pelagophyceae; Pelagomonadales; Pelagomonadaceae.